This is a messenger RNA of Aphis gossypii (cotton aphid), 1002 nucleotides long. RefSeq lists its product as uncharacterized. The coding region runs from base 1 to 1002 and encodes 333 amino acids. The transcript has 2 exons. The record is from RefSeq and is a predicted model, not a curated record. NCBI's taxonomy places the organism in Eukaryota, Metazoa, Arthropoda, Insecta, Hemiptera, Aphididae. Gene Ontology annotation, molecular function: nucleic acid binding.
AUGUAUAGGUUAUAUAAAAGUCGGUAUCCUGAUCACUCUAGUCCAGCACAUUCAUUGUUUCCUCAUUUGUAUAAAAAUCUGCAUAAUUUUGGAAGCUUCACAAAACCAAAACAUAAAACUUGUACAGUAUACAAUGAUGAAAAUGCGUUUGCAGUUUUGACCAAAUUCAUUGAAAAUCCACAAAUAUCUUUAAGAACUGUAGCAGAUGAGUUGAAUAUAUCAUAUUCUACUGUUCAAAGAAUUGCAAAAAAAUAUAAAUACCAUGCAUAUUUGUAUUUCCCUGUUCAAAAUCUUCAAUCGAGUGACUAUGAAAGACGUCUUUAUUAUGUUGCUCACAUUAUAGUGAAAUUAGAGGAAGAUCCAAGUUAUUUAAAAAAGAUAAUUUGGACAGACGAAGCUAAGUUUCACAAUAAUGGAACAGUAAACCACCAUAAUAACCAUUACUGGAGUGAUUCAAAUCCUCACCAAAUAAAACAGUGUAACAAGCAAGUCCGUUGGGGAGUAAAUGUGUGGUGUGGAAUAAUUGAUAAGUUUUUAGUUGGUCCAUAUUUUUUUGAAGGAAAUCUCAAUGGAAAUAAAUAUCUAAAUUUUUUAAAAAAUGAUUUGCCAAUUUUGAUGGAGAACAUUCCUCUUCAACAGCGAAAUGAUUUAAUUUGGCAACAAGAUGGUGCACCAGCACAUAACACUUUGGUCGUGCGUAAAUAUUUAAAUCAAGUGUAUGGAGACAACUGGUUUGGAACUCAUAGCCCCGAUGUUCAAUGGCCACCACGUUCUCCAGAUUUAAGUGUGCUUGAUUUUUUCUUUUGGGGCUUUCUUAAAAAUGAAGUUUACCAAGAAGAAUCAAACAAUGUAGAAGAGCUCAAAUCUAAAAUAAAAGAAUGUUGUAAAAAUAUUAAUUAUUCGGUCAUACAAAAAGCUACUUCAACCGAAUUAAUGAAGCGUUUGUCUUUUUGUUUAGCCGAAAAUGGUAAACAGUUUGAACAUUUAUUGAAAUAUAAAUAA